UUAGAUCAAGCCGAUUAACUGUAACUUAAGGACUAACAUACGUUGGGUGUUUUGUUUUUGUUUAUAUUUACGUUUAUAUUUUCCGAUAACAUGGGCGGAGAGUGCUUAUGGUAUUCAUGGACGUGCAGACCCGUGUGGCCAGUUUUGAUUAUUCUGGCUACUGUACCGUGUAUUUUGAACUGCUCAGAGAGCCCUGCAGCAGUUGUUGGGAAAAUGUAUCCACGAGGCAAUCACUGGGCAGUAGGUCACUUGAUGGGAAAGAAGAGCAUAGAGGAGGAGCAGGCGGUAAACCCUGACAGUGACUACCUGACAGCCCUAAAAGCAGCCCGGCUCACACAGAUUCUAAUGCAGGCUCUGAUGGAACCACUGAAUCCAAAUCAGAUGAUGCCUCAAACUGCAGACAGGCUGCUUCAGCGCCACUGGAGAGAAGAGGACAGAGAAAAAUAUCUGGCAGAGAUGUCAGACCUGCUUCUUCUGGCUUUGAAACUGCAAGACAGUGACUCCACCUGAAUGCAAGAUGAAUUUCUGUUUUUUUUUUUUUUUUUUUUAAACAAUCAUCAUUAUCAACUUA
Molecule: messenger RNA, 571 nt
Organism: Oreochromis aureus
Lineage: Eukaryota; Metazoa; Chordata; Actinopteri; Cichliformes; Cichlidae
Product: gastrin-releasing peptide
Exons: 3
Coding region: 91-510 (139 amino acids)
Biological process (GO): neuropeptide signaling pathway
Molecular function (GO): neuropeptide hormone activity
Source: RefSeq, a predicted model, not a curated record